AUGUCUAACAUUACUGAAUUUGAAGUUAUUGAUAAUUCAAAUGAGUGGAUUGAUUGGAUUGAAGAAUCUAUUGCGAAAAAUCAAAUUAAAUAUUAUGAUUAUAAUCAUUUUAAUAGCAUUAAAGAGGUUGGCUUUGGAAGUUUUGGAAAAGUUUAUCGUGCAAAUUGGAAAAAAAAUCAAAGCAACAAUUCAAAGAAAUAUUUAUUAGUGAUGGAAUAUGCCAAUAAUGGUACCCUUCGAAGCUAUUUAAACAGAUGCUUUAAAGACCUUAACUGGAAUAACAAAUUAAAUCUAGCAUUUCAGUUAACUAAUGCUAUAUCAUUUUUACACGAUGAAGGGAUUGUGCAUCGUGAUUUGCACUCCAAUAACGUAUUAAUUCAUAAGGAUACCGUUAAAUUAGCUGAUUUUGGAUUAUCAAAAAGGAUUGAAGAAUCAUCUAAUAUUCAAUCAAAAUUAUUUGGAAUGGUUACUUAUGUUGAUCCACAAAUAUUUAAUAGAAAAAGAGAUAGCAACAAUCAAGUUCAAAUAUAUUCAUUAAAUAAAAAGAGUGAUGUUUACAGUAUUGGUGUACUCUUAUGGGAAAUAUCUAGUGGACUACCACCUUUUUGUAAUGAACCAUAUGAUCUUGGUUUGGCUAUGGAAAUAUUACAUGGUCUUAGAGAGAAACCCAUUCCCAAUACACCUGAUGAUUAUAUAAAAAUAUAUACUGUGGAAUAAUGAACCAGAUAAUCGUCCAACUAUCAACCAAGUUGUUGCAAAAUUAAAUGCAAUUAU
Rhizophagus irregularis DAOM 181602=DAOM 197198 is the source of this 774-nucleotide messenger RNA. The record is from RefSeq and is a predicted model, not a curated record. Lineage: Eukaryota; Fungi; Glomeromycota; Glomeromycetes; Glomerales; Glomeraceae.